Sphaerulina musiva SO2202 is the source of this 1551-nucleotide messenger RNA. Its product is annotated as cytochrome P450 monooxygenase. Bases 1 to 1551 code for a protein of 516 amino acids. The record is from RefSeq and is a predicted model, not a curated record. The transcript has 5 exons. NCBI's taxonomy places the organism in Eukaryota, Fungi, Ascomycota, Dothideomycetes, Mycosphaerellales, Mycosphaerellaceae. Gene Ontology annotation, molecular function: iron ion binding; heme binding; oxidoreductase activity, acting on paired donors, with incorporation or reduction of molecular oxygen.
AUGAUAUUCUCUUCCAUUCCCACCACAUGGCCCACAGCAGUCCUCACACUCCUAGCCACCUCUCUCCUGCUACGCAUCCUCUACAGAUUACUUUUUCAUCCCCUCAAGUCCUUCCCAGGCCCAUGGACUCACAAAGUAACCGACCUUCCCAGUGCAUGGAAAUUAUCCAACGGAGAACAACAUUCUCAUUACCACCGCCUGGCCCAAAAAUACGGUUCUGUCGUCCGAGUCGCUCCCAAUGAACUCCUCUUCACAGGACCAGAUGCAUGGGAGGAUAUUUAUGGGUAUCGUAAAGGCAAAGUCAUGGAAAAAAGUCCCAUUUUCAUCGGUGUCGCUUCUCCCAUGAAUGGCUACGUCGGAGUGGGACUUGCGCGAGGCAAAGAACAUACUCGACAACGAAAAGCUCUGGCGCCGGCACUUUCGAAAAAUGCUCUUUAUGGUCAAGAAGAGAUUAUUCAAAGACAUAUUUCUGCGUUGUUGGCGGCGCUGAGGAGGAAAAUUGAGGGGGGGGAGGUUGCUAAUAUGUCGGAUUAUUAUUCAUUCAUCACAUUCGAUGUCAUUGGAGAAUUGUCCUAUGGCGAGCCAUUUGGUUGUCUCGCUCAAGGCUCGGCGACGGAAUGGGCCAAAUCUAUCAUUCAUGUGACGGUGUUUGCCACAUAUGAUCAAGCCAUUCGAAGAGUUGCCGGCGUCGAUACCUGGUUGAGAAGUUUGUUGGUCAAAGCAUUCAUGCCUGCUGAAGUGGCCAAAUGGAGGACUUUGCAUGUGGUGAAAUCAAAGGAAAAGACUUUGGAACGCCUAGCAAAUAAAUCCUCCCCCAACAAAGAUGUAAUCCACCACCUCCUCUCCAACGAAGAUUCCGCAAAAUCCCUCUCUCCCACCGAAAUCAUCCUCAACAUGAUCCUCUUCGCAAGCGCCGGCUCCGAAACAACCUCCAUCACCCUCUCCGCCUGGACCUAUCUGAUCCUCACCCACCCCCCCGUCUAUCGCCGUCUCAUAGCCGAAAUCCGCUCCGUCUGCUCCUCCCCCGAAUCCAUCACCGUCGACACCGUCAUGUCCUCUCUCCCCUACCUCGGCGCAACUCUCCACGAAGCUCUCCGACUCUUCCCUCCCGGCGCAGUCGCUAUGCAGCGAGUCGUUCCCGCCGGCGGGGCAGUGAUUGAUGGACAUUAUGUCCCUGCGGGCACGACGGUGGCGAUAUCUCCUUGGGUAGCAGGUCGAUCUUCAAAGAAUUUUUUUGCACCGGAUAGGUUUUGUCCUGAGAGGUGGUUGAAGGGGGAGAAUGAGGUGUUUGAGAAUGAUCGGUUGAGCGCUUCGAAGCCGUUUGGACAUGGGCCGAAGAAGUGUAUUGGAGAGGAUUUGUCGUUUUUGGAGGCGAGGUUGAUUUUGAGCCAUUUGUUGUGGGCGUUUGAGAUGGAGUUGUGUGGAGAGGAGGAGUAUCGGAGGGAUAAUGAAAAGUGGUGUUUGGAUUCUACGCCCGAGACGAUUCGUUUGUAUCAGGUGUUGUUGAAGCCGAAUUUGUGGGUGCGGUUUCGGGAGAGGGAGGCGUUGUGA